Molecule: messenger RNA, 5943 nt
Organism: Nerophis ophidion (straightnose pipefish)
Lineage: Eukaryota; Metazoa; Chordata; Actinopteri; Syngnathiformes; Syngnathidae
Gene: abca5
Product: ATP-binding cassette, sub-family A (ABC1), member 5
Exons: 38
Coding region: 163-5106 (1647 amino acids)
Biological process (GO): lipid transport; transmembrane transport
Cellular component (GO): intracellular membrane-bounded organelle; membrane
Molecular function (GO): ABC-type transporter activity; lipid carrier activity; ATP hydrolysis activity
Source: RefSeq, a predicted model, not a curated record
GUCACAUUUUUCUGGGGGCGUGCACUAUGCACAGCAGGAAGUGCAGACGAGCGAAUUGAGGAUUGUGCAGAAAUUGGUAAUGUUAGACGAAUGAAAGCAUAAACUUGAGCGGAAGUCAUGUCCUUGUCGGUUCAUCAUCCGUAACUGAGGCGGGCGGACAUCAUGGACGCAAGGCAUGCUGGGAGUGUGGCGGCGGUGGGCAGCAGGGACGCUGCAGUGUGGCAGCAAACACGCAGCCUCCUCUACAAGAACCUGCUCAUCAAGUGGAGGACCAAACAGCAGAGUUUGCAGGAAGUGAUCCUGCCGCUGCUGCUGCUGGCUCUCCUGAUCCUCAUCAGCACACACAACCCGCACGUGUCCUACGGCGGCAUCGGCACCGUGGAGCUGGAGCGCGAAGACCACAUGAUCAAGGGCCUGGGCUACACGCCCAUCACCAACGUGACCAACCACAUCAUGGAGGAGGUGGCCCAGGAGCUGCACAUGCAGGAACACUUGGAGAUGUUCGCCAGCGAGGAGGACCUGGAGAACGCCAGCCUGCACCAGCCCUCCAGCUACGUGGGCGUGGUGUUCAGAGACGCCUCGGCCACCUCGUACAGCCUGCGCUUCCCGUACAGCCAACUGCCGCGGCCCGGCGACUACACCGAGUCCAUCGCCAACUGUGUCAGCAGCUCGCUCAACUGCCGGGCGGCUAACUACUGGUACUCGGGCUUCAUCCGCCUCCAGUCGCUGAUUGAUGCCGCCAUCAUCCAGAUGCAGACCAAGCGCUCCGUGUGGAGCGAGAUGGACCUGAAGGCGGUGAUGAUGGGCCAGCCGGGUUCUGUGGAGGUGCAGAAGUUCCCCCACGCCCUCAUAUCCAUCUACCUGGUCCUGGCCUUCACCCCCUUUGUCACCUUCCUCAUCGUGAACGUGGCGGCUGAGAAGGAGCAGCGCCUCAAAGACACCAUGACCAUGAUGGGGCUCUAUGACUCCGCCUUCUGGAUGUCCUGGGGCCUCCUGUACGCCGUUCUGGUGACCGCCAUGUCCAUCUUGAUGUCGGUCAUCGCCACGUACACGGCGCUCUUCCCCAACAGUGACUUCUUCAUGGUCUUCUCCCUGGUCUUCCUCUACGGGAUAUCUUCUAUCUUCUUCUCCUUCGCGCUGACGCCGCUCUUCAAGAAACCAAAGUUGGCCAGCACGGUGGGCUCCAUGUUGACGGUGGUCUUUGGAUGUCUGUCCCUCUUCACGGUCCUGAUGAAGGACUUCCCCCAGCCGCUGGUCUGGAUGCUCUGCCUGCUCUCCCCCACCGCCUUCGCCAUUGGCAUCGCACAGGUGGUGUAUCUGGAGGCUCAAGGAGAUGGAGCUGUGUUCUCCUCCCUGACCAACGGCCCGCACCCGCUCUAUGUGCCGCUGCUCAUGCUGCUUCUGGACUGUGUGCUCUACCUGCUGCUGGCCGUCUACCUGGACCAGGUGCUCCCAGGAGACUUCAGAAUGCGGAAGUCCUUGUUCUACUUCCUGAAGCCGUCCUAUUGGUCCAGGCGCCACACGCGCUACGUGGAGGUCAGCUCCGUCUACGACACGGAGGCCAACGGCGCUCCAAACUCGGGCGAGUCCGUGGAGCCCAUCCCGCCGGAGUUCCGAGGCAAAGAGGCCAUUCGCAUCUGCAACAUCAGCAAGGUGUACAAGGACCGGGACAACACCGUGGAGGCUCUGCGAGGUCUGACCUUUGACAUCUACGAGGGCCAGAUCACGGCCCUGCUGGGCCACAGCGGCGCCGGGAAGUCCACCCUCAUGAACAUCCUGUGCGGCAUCUGCCCGCCCACCGACGGCUCGGCCUCCAUUUACGGCUCCCCCGUAGCCGAGGUGGCGGAGCUGAAGCAGCUGGUGGGAAUAUGUCCGCAGUUCAACAUCGUCUUCGACGUGCUGACCGUGGAGGAGCACCUCAGGAUGUUCGCCGCCAUCAAAGGGAUCCCGGCCGCGGACGUGGACGCCGAGGUCUCCAGAGUCCUGAAGGAUCUGGACUUGGAGAAGAUCAUGACGGCUCAAGCCAAGAACCUGAGUGGAGGCCAGAAGAGGAAGCUCUCCGUGGGCAUCGCCAUCCUGGGAGAUCCAAAGAUCCUGCUCCUGGACGAGCCCACGGCGGGCAUGGACCCCUGCUCCAGGCGCCAGGUCUGGUCUCUCCUGAAGAGCCGCAGGGCCGGCCGAGUCAUCGUCCUCAGCACGCACUACAUGGACGAGGCCGACAUCCUCGCUGAUCGUAAAGCCGUCCUCUCCCAGGGCCAGCUGAAAUGUAUCGGCUCGUCCAUGUACCUCAAGAUCAAAUGUGGCGUGGGAUAUCACCUCAGGAUGUCCGUCAGUGGCGGCUGCCACGCUGAGACCGUGUCCUCGCUGGUCCAGCAGCACGUGCCCACGGCCAAGCUGGCUCGCCAACACGAGGCGGAGUUGACCUUCACGCUGCCUUUUGACAGCAUGGACGCAUUUGCAGGUUUGUUCUCUGAGCUGGACUCUCGGCCCGGGCUGGGCCUCAUCAACUACGGCGUUUCCAUGACAACACUGGAGGAUGUCUUCCUGCGUCUGGAGGCGGAUUCUGAAGUGGACCAAGCAGACUACAGCGUCUUCAACCGGGACCCGAGCGAGGACGAGGGCGACAGCAUCCCCUCAGACGACGCAGACCAGCGGCUGCUGACCUUCUCCGACACGUCAGACGCGGUGUCGGGCCUGGCCCUGUGGCGCCAGCAGUUCAGCACGGUGGCGUGGCUGCACAUGCUCAACAUGUGGCGCGAGAGGAAGGCCUUUAUCUACACCCUGGCCUUGUUCCUGGUCUUUGUUGCCGUGGUGCUGGUCCUGUCUCUGACCACCGGGAACAUCCAGGUCCACUCGCAGGGCCGCCAGUUCCUGCCCAUCUACCUCCUGCGCAGGAACCAGCCCCAACACAGAUACAGCACCAGCCUGCUGCUUCACAACUCCUCAGGCUCCGAUAUUUCCGAGCUGGUCCACAACCUGGAAUCUCAGGACAUCAAGGUGGAAGUGAUGAGGCAGGGCGACUACAUGGCAGCCGCGCCCCACAGCGCCGCCAUCAACGUCACGGGAUCCAGCAAGGGCUUCAGGUACAGCGUGGCCUUCAACAGCACCACGGUCCACUCCUUGCCCAUGGCUGUCAACAUUCUGAGCAAUGCGCUGCUGAGAGGUCUGAAUGGCAGCGGACACAUCAGAACUUGGACCAAACCGUUCGACUACCAAAUCCCUGAAGCCACGUCCUACGUGCUGGUCUUCAUCGAGGCCAUCUUGCUGGGAAUGCUGGCGGCAGGCAUGCCGGCGUACUUUGCCAUGGACCACACUCGAGACCGAGAGCUCAAGUGCCGCUCCAUGCUGCACGUUUCAGGCUUGGUGCCGUCCGCCUACUGGUGCGGCCAAGCGGCCGUGGACAUGCCCUUCUUCUACCUGGUCCUGUCCUGCAUGACCACCGUCCUCUUCGCCUUCCACCCCGGCAAGCUGCUCACCUACAGCAACCUCACUGCAGUGGUCCUGUGUACUGUUGGCUUUGCCCCGGCAGUGAUCCUCUUCACCUACGUCUUCUCCUACGGCUUCACACGAGUGCAGAGCAACAAGGAUUUCUUCUCCGUCAUCUCCAUGAUGGUGUGUGUGGUGUCGGCCUCGCUGGUAAACCUGCCGCUGGUGAGCGACGACCCCGCCGUCACGCGAGCGCUGCACAGCGCCUUGUGCGUCCUCAACCCUCUUUACCCGCUCAUGGGCUGCCUCAACUGCAUCACCAAGGCCACCUUCCUGCCGUCCUUCUACGAGGACAACUUCCUGUGGAACAGCCGGCUCAUCGCGGUGUUGGCGCCCUACCUGCAGUGUGUCCUGCUGAUUCUGGUGCUGCGCUGGCUGGAGGUGCGUCACGGGGGCAGGACCGUGAGGAAGGACCACUUCUGCAGGAUCUCAUCCAAGACCAGCACCAAAGUGGAGCGCAACCCGGAGGAGGGGCUGAAGGAGGACGAGGAUGUUGAGAUGGAGAACGCCCGAGUGAAGGAGGCGCUGGACAGCCAGUCCUGUGAGGAGAAGCCGCUGGUGGUUGUGAGCAACCUGAGGAAGAAGUACAAGAGUCGCAGAGAAGAUGUGGCCCUCAACAAGAAUACAAGGGUGGCCACAAGGAAGGUCUCCUUCUGCGUUCGUAAAGGCGAGGUCCUUGGACUGUUGGGGCCCAACGGCUCAGGGAAGAGCACCAUCAUGCACAUGCUGGCCGGGGACCUGGAGCCCAGCGCAGGACAGGUGCUGAUGGCAGAUGAGGCCACGGACUCGCACCUGGGCUACUGUCCUCAGGCCAACCCUCUGUGGCCCAGAAUCACUGUGCAGGAACACCUGGAGAUCUACGCCGCCAUCAAGGGCCUGAGAGGACAGGACGUGCCCGCCAUCAUCAAACGUGUGCUGAGUGCGUUGGAGAUGCAGGAGCAUGUGCACAAGCAAAGCAAGAGUUUGUCAGGAGGACUGAAAAGAAAACUGUGCUUUGCGCUGAGUAUGAUGGGGGACCCGCAGGUGGUCUUGCUGGACGAGCCGUCAUCGGGGAUGGACCCCAAGUCCAAGCAGCGCGUGUGGAGGGCCGUGCGGGCCGCCUUCAGGAACCGGCAGCGCGGCGCCGUGCUGACCACGCACUACAUGGAGGAGGCGGAGGCCGUGUGCGACCGCGUGGCCAUCAUGGUGUCGGGACAGCUGAGGUGUAUCGGCUCCAUCCAGCACCUGAAGGCCAAGUACGGGCGAGGAUACAGUCUGGAGGUCAAACUCAGGGAGGGGCUCCAGCAGGGGGCGCUGUUGCACGAGCAGAUACUCCGAAUCUUCCCCCAUGCUGCCCGGCAGGAGAGCUUCGCUACAACCCUGGUGUACAAAGUCCCCAUGGUGGACGUCAAGUCCCUGGCCAAAUCCUUCUAUGAGCUGGAGCGCGCAAAGCAGAGCUUCAACUUUGAGGAGUACAACUUCUCGCAGUCCACUCUGGAGCAGGUCUUUAUGGACUUCGCCAAGGAGCAGGAGAACGAAGACGAGCACGACGUGGGCUCGCUCAGCACCACCUUCCAGUGGCGCCGACUACGCCAGGACUCUUCCGCCAACCACGGAGACAGCGUGGUGCACCAGCUGUGACGUACACGUCGUGUGUGUGAGUCCGCAAACACUGGUCUUCAGCGUUUUACGCGCCCCGUCCCAAGCGUUCCAAAGCAGCGUAUGUGCAGAACUGGUUUACUUUUAGAAGCCAGAGCAGAGCAGUACAUGUAGCACACAUGAGGGGCGGGGCUUAACUCCUCCCUCACUUUUGAUGCAUUGAUACUUUUGAAUGUAAGCUCCAGUGGGAAGCGGGGCUUGUGUGGUGUUGUCACCUGCGUGUGUGUUUGUGUGUUUGUGUGUGUUGAAUGUACAAAUUGUCACUUCAGUUGUAAUUGUUCUUGACCUUCAGGCCACAUUUUAAACUCAGAAUUUUACACGAUGGACUUGAAAGUGAAUUUAGUUUUUCCUCCUGAUCAUCUUGUGGAGCCUGAAGUAUAUCUGCAUGAGCCAAGCGUGACGGGGACAGGACUUUGCUAGCGUUGAAAGAUGCUCCUCGGCGGGCUGCAAGCCGUCCCAAAGCCCCUCUCGUCAGCGGUCAGCAAGGUAAGUGUGCAGCAUCUUGCAUCUGGCAACAUUCUUCUUUUCUUUUUGCAAACACUGACUUUUUACACCAAAUGACAAGUCAGAGGUGUGACUUGCUGCAGUCUUGUCUCCUCACACGGGGACAAGAUGGUGUCUGAUGUCUAUGAUUUGUGGUGUGUGUUGACGAGCACCACCUAGCCACCCAGGCGUCCAGUUGGUGUUUGACGCACCACCUAGGAAGAGGAGCAGGACUUUCUAGGUGCUGGUUCACUUGCACUACUUUUAUACCCUUGAUAUUAUGCAAUCUCUGUGUUGUCUGAUGGACCUUUCAUUAAUAAAUAUUCACCCUAAUAA